This is a messenger RNA of Labrus mixtus (cuckoo wrasse), 3597 nucleotides long. RefSeq names its product cylindromatosis (turban tumor syndrome), like (gene cyldl). Gene Ontology annotation, cellular component: cytosol. Gene Ontology annotation, molecular function: cysteine-type deubiquitinase activity; K63-linked deubiquitinase activity. NCBI's taxonomy places the organism in Eukaryota, Metazoa, Chordata, Actinopteri, Labriformes, Labridae. The transcript is spliced from 15 exons. Gene Ontology annotation, biological process: protein K63-linked deubiquitination. The record is from RefSeq and is a predicted model, not a curated record. The coding region runs from base 350 to 2653 and encodes 767 amino acids.
CUGAGGGAUCUUUCAGCCCCGGCUCCAGUAGACUUGCUGCUAGCUGUCAAGUGAUUUGAAAACAACAGUUCCAGAAUAAUCCUUCGUAGGAUUAAUGACGUCUGACUAAAACAAAAAGAAUAACAUCCUCAGAAGAAGUAGUUCUCUGGGUUUAAUAACACACGGUGUGUUUUACCCUCAUGGUGUUUUUAGUUUAAUGUCGGUGACGUCGCUCUGAGAUGAAAUGAAAGAGGAAGUGAAAGUUUAAAGCAGCUUGAUCGAACAUCUGACAGAAACAGACGAAGAAAGCUUCAAAAGUUUCCCAACAAGUGAAGUAUUCUGAUAUACUUCAUCUCCCGUCCUGGGCAACAUGACGUCAGACAACGUGUACUUCAUCUUAACAAGACAACCUGAAAACCCAAAACACAUCAAUGCUGGCUGCAUUUGCUACAUGAGUGUAUACAAACAUAAAUCAACAACCAAAAAAAAACCUCCCCCCUCAAAGUUCCCUGUCAUCCCUUUGGGUUCAUAUUCAUCAGUGGAUUAUGAAAUCGAGUUGAGCUGCCUGGAGCAGCUGAGUGAACAGGAGCUUGCGCUGCUGCUGGCCCUGCCUGAGGACGCAGAGAGGCUAAAGUGGUGGAAGGAUGAAAAAACUCUCCACACAGCACUGGAACUCACUGAGGACACAGCAGUGACCGUGGAAGAAGGAGGAGAGGAGCUCAGAGGCAUCAUCCGCUACAUUGGAAAACUGACAACAUAUCCCCCCUUAUCAGGAACCUUCUUUGGCAUUGAACUGCAGGGGGCAGACAAGGGGAAGGGGAAAACUGAUGGAAAGUUUGAGUAUAAAAAGCUCUUCUCCUGCCCCAAAGAUUGUGGUGUUUUCGCGCCCUUCUCCAGAGUCAGGCCUGUCGUUCCCGACUCCUUGUCACCGUCCGUCCGUCAGUCUGACCCUCCGCCAGAGAUGGAGGAGCUCGCCCCAGGGGAUCGAGUCACUUACUUCAUCGAUGACAAACUUUUUCAUGGGAUGGUGGUGAACGUGCAAGAAAAAGGAGGCGAAUUCCUGGUCCGGAUCUCCACGGACACAGAUCAGAGUGGAAAGCGAGGGGGCGAGAUCGAAGUUCCUCUGCUGAAUGUAGCGAAGGGGGAGGUCCCUGCAGAGGUAGAGAGCAUGGACGUCGAUACGACCGCAGUGGAAGCACACACUGAGGAUCUGUACACUGAGGAUCUGAGCUUGAACUCUCUGGUCGAGGUGUCUGUGACUUCAGGGAAUUUAUAUGGAAUCAUCCGCUGGAUCGGUACUCUUACUGGUCUUCCUGGUCGACCGGAAACCAUGGCUGGACUAGAGCUGGAGGAAGACAAAGGAACGAGCAAUGGCACCUUCAAAAGUGUGCGUUUCUUUGAGUGUCCCCCCAAGAGAGCUCUGUUUGUGAAGCUCAGCUCCUGCCGUCCUGACUCGCGCUUUCAGAUCCCAUCGGCGAUGCAGACGGCAAAAGCCGCAGACACAGAGAUGGAGCCCGACACAGAGAAUCUGGAGACCGUUCCUCCUGUCAGCACGGAGCAGGUGAACCAGAUUCUGAUUGGACGGAUGAAGGGGAUCCAAGGCCACUGCAACUCCUGCUACAUGGAUGCUGCCCUCUUCAGCUUGUUCUCCUGCUCCUCCGUGCUGGACUCCAUGCUGUUCAUAUCAACAAAACCUCGAGACGCCCCGAUCCAGAACACUCUGCUCUACGACAUCGUGAACCCCCUCCGCAGGAAAGGCUUUGUGGAGGGGCGGCACGUCAUGAAGCUGAGGCAACAGCUGCAGAAACACGGCUACAGUCAUUCCUUCACCACUGAUGAGAAGGAUCCAGAGGAGUUUCUCACCGUCAUCAUGCACCACAUCCUGGCUCUGGAUCCUCUGCUCAAACUCUCAGCCGGGAGUAAAGUGCAGGAGAGCUACUGCUAUCAGAUCUUCUUGGACCAGAAGCACAGCCUGGUGCUGCCCACCGUCCAGCAGCUUCUGGAGCAUUCUUUCCACAGCGCAGGACUCAAGCUGGCAGAGGCUCCAUCCUGCCUCAUCCUCCAGAUGCCUCGCUUCGGGAAGAAAUUCAAAAUGUUUGACAAAAUCGUUCCCUCUCUGGAGCUGGACGUCACCGACCUCCUCUCUGAAGGUCCUCAGCAGUGCAUGCUGUGUGGAAACUUGGCGCAGAAAGAGUGCAAGGACUGUUUUGAAGAUCCUGUUUUCAGCCGGACAGGAUUCAAAAUCUUCUGCAGCACAUGUUCUCAUCAGGUGCAUGCUCAUCCUCAGCGCCAGUCCCAUAAACCAGCUGAUUUGGAAAUCCCAAAGAGUUACAUUAGCCGCGGCACACCUCAACCUCAAGCUCUGACCAGAGACAAAAUGCAGCUGUUCGCUGUGCUCUGCAUCGAGACGAGCCACUACGUGUCCUUCAUCAAACACGGACCAAACAGCCAAGACUGGAUCUUCUUCGACAGCAUGGCGGACCGAGAAGGAGAGAGAGACGGCUACAACAUCCCAGAGGUUCAGGCCUGCCCCGAGGUCGCCAUGUACCUGGAAAUGUCUCCCGCCGAGCUGGCCACUCAGGUGCCUCGAGACAUGAAAGGUGUGGCCAAACGUCUGUUUUGUGAUGCCUACAUGUACCUGUAUGAGAGCACCAGCAUGUGUCUUUAUCGCUGAGGGGACUCAGGAGGACCUUACUUCAUACGCUUCUAUUUCUGCUUCUGCUGCUCUGAUCAUUUUCUUUGGUUUGCUAAUCUGUUCUAAAUGUGUGGAAGUGUUCAUGUGCACACAUGAACAUUUAAAACAUGUUAAACUUGGUGCCGGGACAGUAUCAGGCUUCAGUCAUUUGUACAGACUUUCUCUCUGAAAUGUUAUAUGAAGAAAAAAGCACAAAACUGACUCAAUGAUUUUGCACUAUUCAAACAAAGAUGACAAUCACUGACAUGCAUCGGCAUGUGUUUGCAAAGAUGGACGACAUGUUGCAGGGUACUAUAAUUAAUCUGUAGUUUACUGUUUCCUGUUGCUGCUGCUGCUGUUUGAUAAUUAUCUGUAGAAGCGUUUAAAAAUAAAUAGUUUUCAAUGAGUAGAAAGCGGCCGCCUUGAGAAAAAAGCGCCCUGUCUUUUUUGUGCAGCCGCUCCUAGCGCUCAAGUUGAAAAUCUUUCAACUUUUCAGAAAGGCACUGUUGAUAUCACUGGCGCUCUUUUCCUACUGUCUGAGCAAGCGCUCCAGAGCGGGCAGCCAGCGCUAGGUGGACACGUGGCCUUAAUGUUUAUUGUAUGAAUGAUUGAUUUUUUUAAAAGAAGACAGAAUGUAAAAGAUUUAAGAGUGGCCUGUUUUGAUUAUUGCCAUCAAAGGAUCCUGUUGUAAAUAAGAUGUUAAAAGUUUGCUCUAUAAUUAAUAAUGUGUCUCACCGCUGUAUGACUAGUUCAUCUGAUUGUUCAGGAUGGUGACUGGAAUCGGUUUCUUUUUGUCCAGACAAAUUUUGUCCAGACAAAUUUUGUCCAGACUUUUAUGUUUUUGUUGUAAAAAUGUUGCUGCUUCUCUUGGAUGCUCUCUGAUAUGUUGUUUGGGAUAACAGUAUAAGGAAUUGCAAAGUGGGAAAAUGAAGAGCUACAUGGUC